AUGUCUCAGCCGGCCUUCGGGAUCGUACCCGCCGGCCAGCCCGUCAUCACCACCCCGACGGAGGCGCCCUCGCCGACGUCCUUCCUCUACGCCAUCCCCCAGGGCGGCCCGGGCAGCACCGCCGGCGCCGCCAAGCCCUUCUCGCACAUCGUCGUCUUCCUCCUCCCUGGCGUCGCCCUCCCGCCCGACACCGCCGCCGCAAUCUACCUCGUCACCCCGGGCCCGCCGGGCCAUGCCACGCCAACGUCUCGGUUCCUCGGCGGCGUCGGGCCCGGCAAGGAGAGCGCCAUCUUCAACCUCGGCCCUUCCUCCUCCUCCUCCUCUUCCCCUUAUUCUCCCCCGUCUUCCUCCUCUUCGCCCAUCGUAAUCGGCAUCUCCCUCGAGCCCGCCGAGUCAGUCGCCCAGCGCAUCGCGGAGCGGUCCGCCGCCUCAUCUUCGGCGGGCGCGGCGACGUCGGGCGCCGUCGUCGCGCGGCCGAGCACGCUGGUCCUGGCGCAGCGCAUCAUCAGGAACGCGUUCAACUUCCUCGCCGGGUUCAGCGGCCAGGCCGGCCAGGUCGAGGUCGUGCCCCUCAAGGCGUUUGAGGACUGGUGGCGCAAGUUUGAGAGCCGGCUCAGGACGGACCCGGGCUUCCUGGAGAGGGAAGAUUGA
Molecule: messenger RNA, 651 nt
Organism: Phialemonium atrogriseum
Lineage: Eukaryota; Fungi; Ascomycota; Sordariomycetes; Cephalothecales; Cephalothecaceae
Exons: 1
Coding region: 1-651 (216 amino acids)
Biological process (GO): protein import into nucleus
Cellular component (GO): nucleus; cytosol
Molecular function (GO): nuclear import signal receptor activity
Source: RefSeq, a predicted model, not a curated record